Molecule: messenger RNA, 483 nt
Organism: Penicillium verrucosum
Lineage: Eukaryota; Fungi; Ascomycota; Eurotiomycetes; Eurotiales; Aspergillaceae
Exons: 2
Coding region: 1-483 (160 amino acids)
Source: RefSeq, a predicted model, not a curated record
AUGCUGAAGGUUUAUAGCGGACCGCGGUAUGGGCCGGUCACACAUAAGGGUCUCAAGUACGACCUAGUUGGGCGCCCAGACUAUAGCUUAUGGUAUGGCGACGAGGAAGACGUCGCAGUUAGUAUUGUUGUAGUCGAAACCAAGGGUGGCGCAGGUCCAUCAACCGGAGUCUCACAAACGCUUGGCUAUAUGGGUUACGUGCAUAGACGUCGGAAGGACCUCCAGAAAUUGGAUUCAACCGUAUACGGUGUCGUGUCUGACGGCCAGUGGUGGUGGACGGAGCAUAUAAUUCCUGCUCGUCUUGGUAAUUAUCAGGAGGUGCUAGGUUUACUUGUGCAUAUGUUCCGUACUGCUGCGAGUCUGCGACCAUGUCUCCUAUUCAGUCAGAGAAGAUAUCAGUCCAGACCAAUUCAACAGAGUCGUCUGGUCACUGGUGCUUUGUACAUGGGGUUUGAUAGAGGUGUUGCACUUUAUCAUUCAUAG